This is a messenger RNA of Cavia porcellus (domestic guinea pig), 3122 nucleotides long. RefSeq names its product vascular cell adhesion molecule 1 (gene Vcam1). NCBI's taxonomy places the organism in Eukaryota, Metazoa, Chordata, Mammalia, Rodentia, Caviidae. Gene Ontology annotation, biological process: cell-cell adhesion. The transcript is spliced from 9 exons. Gene Ontology annotation, molecular function: integrin binding. The coding region runs from base 143 to 2371 and encodes 742 amino acids. Gene Ontology annotation, cellular component: plasma membrane. The record is from RefSeq and is a predicted model, not a curated record.
CCUUUAUAAAGAAGGAACUUUCUAUUUCACUCACACUAGCCUUCCUGGCGUUAGGAGCUGCAGGCUCUUCCCAGGCACUUUCAGGUUGGGUGGAAGUAAGGCUUUGGAACCAGUGUUUUCUCAUCACAGAAGCAGCUUUAAAAUGCCUGGGAAGAUGGCCAUGAUCUUUGGAGCCUCGAAUAUACUUUGGAUAGUGUUUGCAGCCUCUCAGGCUUUUAAAAUUGAAACCUCUCCGGAAUCCAGGACUCUUGUUCAGAUAGGUGACUCGGUCUCGCUGAUGUGCAGUACCACAGGCUGCGAGGCCCCAUCUUUCUCGUGGAGAACCCAGAUAGACAGCCCCCUGAAUGCCAAGGUUAGGAAUGAAGGGACCAAGUCCACGCUGACCAUGGAUCCAGUGAGUUUCGAGAACGAACACUCCUAUCUGUGCACAGCAACUUGUGGAUCCAAGAAAGAGGAAAAAGAAAUAAAAGUGGACGUCUACUCUUUCCCUAAGGAUCCAGAGAUUCAACUGAGUGGCUUUCCGGAGGUUGGGAAACCCCUCACAGUCAAGUGUGUGGUCCCUGAUGUGUACCCAUUUGACAGGCUAGAGGUGGAGUUACUGAAAGGUGACUCUCGUAUGAAGCAUCAGGAAUUUCUGGAAGAUAUGGAGAGAAAGUCCCUGGAAACCAAGAGUCUUGAAGUAGCCUUUACUCCUACCCUUGAGGAUACUGGAAAAGCACUUGUUUGCCGAGCACAAUUACACAUGUUUGAAACCGAUUCUGAAGAAGCAAGUCCCAAAGAAAGGGAGACUUACAGAGAGCUACAAGUCUACAUCCUACCCAAGAACACAGCUAUACAUGUGCAUCCUUCCACCAGUCUGCAAGAGGGAGACUCUGUGACUAUGACAUGCUCCAGUGAGGGUUUGCCAGCUCCUGAGAUUUUCUGGAACAAGAAACUAGAUAAUGGGGAUCUACAGCUUCUUUCAGGGAAUGCAACUCUUACAUUAAUUGCCAUGAAAGUGGAAGAUUCUGGAAUUUAUGUUUGCCAAGGAGUCAAUGUGAUUGGGGCAAACGGAAAAGAGAUUGAAUUAAUUGUUAAAGAAAAACCAUUUACUGUGGACAUCUCCCCUGGACACCAGGUUGCCACUCAGAUUGGGGACUCGGUUGUAUUGAGAUGUAGUGUCACAGGUUGUGAGACCCCAUCUUUCUCUUGGAGAACCCAGAGAGACAGCCCUCUGAAUGGGAUAGUGAGCAGUGACAGGACCGAGUCCACGGUGACCUUGACCUCUGUGAGUUUAGAGAACGAAGAUCAUUACCUGUGUACUGUGACGUGUGGACGCAGGAAAAUGGAAAAGGAGGUCCAAAUGAAAGUCUACUCUUUCCCUCAAGAUCCAGAAAUCGAAAUGAGCGGUCUACUAGUGAGUGGGACCCCUGUCACCAUAAGCUGCAAGGUUCCUCUUGUGUACCCUUCUGGUCACUUGGAGAUUGAAAUACAUAAAGGGGAAACUCUUAUGGUGAAUAAACACUUUUUGGAGGAAAUGAACAUAAAAUCCCUAGAGAACAAAAGUUUGGAAGUGACCUUCACCCCCACCUCUGAAGAUACUGGAAAAGUUCUUGUUUGUCAGGCUAAGUUACAUAUUGGUGAAGUGGAAUCUGAACCCAAACAAAGGCAGAGUACACAGACACUUUAUGUCAAUGUUGCCCCCACAGAUACCACUGUCUCGGUCAACCCCUCUGCUGUCUUAGAGGAAGGAAGUUCUGUGAAUAUGACAUGCACUACCCGUGGCCUUCCAUCACCAAAAAUUCUGUGGAGCAGACAGCUCAGUAAUGGAGAUCUACAACCUCUUUCUGAGAAUACCACCCUCACCUUAAUUUCUACAAAAAUGGAAGAUUCUGGCAUUUAUGUGUGUGAGGGGAUUAAUGAGGCUGGAAGAAGCAGAAAAGAAGUUGAACUAAUUAUCCAAGUUGCUCCAAAAGACAUUCAGCUUACAGCUUUUCCUUCUGAGAGUGUGAAGGAAGGAGACAUGGUCAUUAUCUCUUGUACAUGUGGAAAUGUUCCAGAAACUUGGAUAAUCCUGAAGAAAAAAACAGAGAUGGGAGACACAGUGCUAAAGUCUAUAGAUGGUGCAUACACCAUCCACAAGGUGCAGUUGGAGGACGCAGGAGUGUAUGAAUGUGAAUCUAAAAAUAAAGUUGGUUCAGAAUUAAGAAGUCUAACGCUGGACGUUAAAGGAAGAGAAAAUAACAAGGACUACUUUUCUCCCGAACUUCUUGUUCUCUACUGUAUAUCCUUCUUAAUAAUACCUGCCAUUGGGAUGAUCAUUUACUUUGCAAGAAAAGCCAACAUGAAAGGUUCAUACAGUCUUGUAGACGCACAGAAAUCAAAAGUGUAACUAACAUUUGAAAUGUUCAACCAGGGACACUACUUAUAAAUCAAAGAAUACUGCUCAUCAUUCCACAAGAAAAACAAAGAGCUGAGUUCAGUCUUCUCAGAAUGUGUUAAAAACAGAAAAGAAUAGCCGUCUAUGCCCCUUGCUGUGAGCAAGAAGCCAGCGGAAAACUUGAUGCCUAAAAAAAUCACGGCUAUUGGGAUGAGACAGCUGGAAGAGGUUCUCUCAUGUGUACAUACAAUAAUAUACUCUGUACAUAUGUAAAAUAAAAUUAUGCCAUAGGAAGGUUGCUUGGAAUAGCAGCACUCUAUAUUCAGAUCUUAAGAAUAAUUAAACAUUUUUCUUGGACUGACUGUUAAUAACUUAAUAUAUCUGUGGGAAAUCUAAUUGUUAAUGUUGACCGGCAGCUGACCUAAGUGAUCUCUCUAAUGUUUUAUUUCCUAUAACAAAAUCUUAUUCUUUCAAAGUUUAUUGAAAUAAUUUCAUGUUUUGUGAAGAAGCUAGGGACUCACAUUUGCGCAGGCAAAUGAUAAAGAGGGCACUGGGCUGGCUUUUGGGUACUAAAUACCUCAACCUACGGCGUACUGGUUGACCGGGCUUCUUCGUAUGGUACUGGCAUGGUACGGAGACAUUUUAUGUUUGUGUAACUCAGAAUCUUGUGUAACUUCACUGGUGGAGUUUUAAAAUGCAACUUCUUUUUAUUUUCUUUUGUAAUGUUUAGUUUUUUUGUAUAGUAAAGUGAUAAUUUCUGGAA